Phalaenopsis equestris is the source of this 310-nucleotide messenger RNA. RefSeq lists its product as uncharacterized. The transcript has 2 exons. The record is from RefSeq and is a predicted model, not a curated record. Lineage: Eukaryota; Viridiplantae; Streptophyta; Magnoliopsida; Asparagales; Orchidaceae. Bases 1 to 255 code for a protein of 84 amino acids.
AUGAAAAUGAAAGUGAGCAUUUCAUUAAACCCUACAAAUUUAGAGAACCUUUCCAACUGCUUCUCUCUCGCCAUGGAGAAGAGGCUUACCUUAAUUCAAACGGUGGCGGCAGCAGGACUAUUCUCCGCUGUCUCUUUCUGGUAUGGCUUCAUGUUUGGAAGGGAAUCCGCACGCAAGGAUCUUGAAGAACUCAUCGAUCAUCUCCGUCGCGGCAGCGCCAAGCCUGAUGGUUCCGCGCCCAACGAAAGUUCCUGAGAAUCUCGGUGAUGGAACUUUUUCUAUCACUUUUCUAGCACGAUUACCUCUUCAC